AUUAGAUCCAGGAGCCUGGGUCUUGCAAUUUUGUCACAUGGUGGCGGCCAUGCAAAGAGCUUGCGUGGCGCUGUCAUUCGCGGCAGUCUUGUGGCAGGCAACACAUGCAGUGGCAGAAGAUGAGGGUGUCGGAGAUGAACAGAUCUUAGAGGAGAACAGAUUGCGUGAUGAUGUGACGGAAACAGCUUCUGGAUUGCAGUAUGAGGUUGUCAAGAGUGGUGCAGCAGAUGGUCCCAACCCUGAACCUCAGUCAAAGUGCGUGCUACACUAUCGUGGCACCUUGCUGAACGGAACUGAGUUCGACAGCUCCUACAAGCGUGGCUCACCGGCAACUUUCAAACCAGCCUCUUUGAUGCCAGGGUUCCAAGAGGCCUUGCUGAUGAUGAGGCCAGGCGACACUUGGAAGAUCUGGAUCCCCAGCAAGAUUGGAUAUGGAUCCAAAGGCGCUGGCGGUGCGAUCCCUCCAGAUUCCGGUCUGUUCUUCGAGUUGGAACUGUUGGAGGUGAGUCCUCCAGCCGAAGGUCUUGCGUGGCUGUGGGAGCAAGCCAUGGCAAACCCCAUGCCGCUGGCUUUGUUGGGCCUCUUUGCUUUCCAGAUGGUGCAGCAGUGGUUCUCCAAGGGCAGCACUGCCGACAUGAAAGAGCUGAAGAUAGAUGACCUCAAGUCGGAGGAAAACCCAAAGGUGUUUAUGAACAUCAAGAUUGGAGACGAUGAAGCUGAGAAGGUCGGAAUCGAACUUUUCGCGAAAAGCUAUCCCAAGACUGCAGAGAAUUUUCGUGCACUUUGCACUGGAGAGAAGGGCACUGGCAAGUCCGGAAAGGCUUUGACCUUCAAAGGCAGCACCUUCCACCGGAUCAUCCCCGGAUUUAUGUGCCAGGGAGGGGACUUCACCCGUGGCAAUGGCACUGGCGGCGAGUCAAUCUAUGGCGAAAAGUUUGAGGAUGAAUGGACCAAUGGUUACAUCACGCACGACAAAGCUGGGCUGCUCUCUAUGGCCAAUGCUGGCAAGGACACCAACGGAUCACAAUUCUUCAUCACAUUGGCGGCCUGCUCUCACCUUGAUGGGAAGCACGUCAUUUUUGGUCAUGUGAUCGAGGGGAUGGAUGUUGUGAAGAAGAUGGGUGAUGUAGGUACCAGUGGUGGCGAUCCCAAGAAGAAGGUGGUGGUUGAGGAUUGUGGCGAAACCAAGAGCAAGUCCACCUAGUCCUGAACUCCUGAGCCGCUGGCCGUUGGCGUCGUAGAUAUGUGGUACCCUGGCCUGACCUGGCUGGGGAACUCUGCGAGUCCAUUGGAAGUACUCCAAGACCGCUGAGACACAGACCCCAAGGCACAUUGGUGCGUUGGUUGAAGAA
Cladocopium goreaui is the source of this 1352-nucleotide messenger RNA. The record is from the annotation of a GenBank genome assembly. NCBI's taxonomy places the organism in Eukaryota, Dinophyceae, Suessiales, Symbiodiniaceae.